ACGCGACCGCGAGCCGUCCGUGCGCACCCCCGAGCGUUCCCCGCGAUUCGCCGCCGCGCCAACCUCACGCAUCAACAACAACCUUACUCUACCACCAUCAAUACCCAACCCUCGAACUUCCCCCCCCUUCAAUCCCAUCACGCGCUCGCACCGAACUCACGCUCUCGCCCUCAGUCAUUCGCAACGAUAUUCCGCCCGUUCCAAUUCCCCCGGGCAUGCCUCCUCCCCACGCGCGCCACCGCUCCAAUGUCCGCCAAAACCCUCGACCUCCUCGUUCUCUCCUCCUCCCCACCUACGUCUUCGCCGCCUAAUCGCAAUAAGCCUAUAGUACCCUCUGGUACGCCUCCGCCGUCUCAAUUCCGCCGUGCUAUUUCCACGUUCUCAUAUUCGCCUCCGCCCUCUGCACAACGAAAUGACAAAAAGAAACAAAGCGCGUUAGUGUCAGGGUCGCGCGCCGCCGCUAUACCCGAGAGCGCUGCCAGAGGUUUCAUGAGCGCGAGGAGUUUGGUUGGAGAAUUGGGUGCGCUGGAGGAUGAGGGGAGAGCGGCGGGAGACAAAGAGACUGUGGAAGAGCCGCCGAAGAGGGCUGUGAAAGCAAGGAGAAAACGGGUGAACAAAGAUGAAGCUAUGGUUGACGAACAAGAUGUUAUCGAAAAUUCGGGUGCGAUUGAGGCUCCGAAACCUAAGAGACGGGCGCGCAAGAAUAAAGAGGAGGGAGAGGUUGCGCCGAAGUGUACAAGGAAGAAGAAGGCGGAGGUGGAAGAACCUGCGUAUGUCGCACCGGCACACUUUGGCGGAGCCGCUUCGAUUGAUAUCACUACAGAGGCCAUCGACGCGGCUGGGCUGAGGCCAGAAGAGGUCGCUGCGGAGGAAGGGUCUGCUGCGCAGGAAUUAAAAGAAAAGGAGCCAAAGGUCGGGAGGCCUCGGAAGCCGAGAGCGAAGAAGGCGGAUCAUGUCGAAGGUGACUCGAUAGAUGCAGCUACGAAUAAUACGGUCAUUGAGUCCCCGGAUGUGAUCUGUCUAGGGCCUGAGACGAACAUGGAGAAGGUCGCGUCUGCUGCGCCUGAUGUAAAAGCAAAGGAGCCCAAGGUCACGAGACCCAGGAAGCCUAGAGCAAAGAAGGCGGAUCAUCUUGAAGGCGAUGAGGGAGCUGCGGCCGCGGCACCCAAGAAAUCGAGGAUCACGAAACCGCGAACGACUAAGGCGAAACGGAAAUCCGAGGAAGUAGUAUCAGCUCAUUUCCAGAAAGAGAUAGAAGAGAAAGCUAUGAAAGAAACACUUACAGAGGCGUCCGCGACUGAGCUUAUAUCCUCAGCCCAGCGCGCCAAAGCGGACGACGAUCCAAUAUGGAACAUACCCUCGAGUCCGAAUAUCAAAGACAUUCGGCCACCCAGGCACCGCCCUCCAGACCCCGUGCAUGAGCCCUUGGAAUUGGAUGAAGCUAUUGCACGGAGACUUCAAUGGACUCCACCCAAGAAUACCACCGCUCAAGUUAUUGACCUGGGCUCAUCCAGUAAAGAGAAUACACCUGCUGCUCCGGACGCUGCCAACAGCGGCUUCACAAGCCUACUGUCUGGCUUCUCCUAUGCCCAUCCCCAACCAAUACCCGAUCUUGCCCCAUCAACAAUUUUCGCGCCAGAGGUGCGCACGCUGACGAAACGGAGAAGAUUUGAGCUCAUCGAGGUACCUGAAAUUCAACCCGCCUCGCGCCAGUCCUCCCCGGAGAAGGGCAAAGCGCCCAAGAAGAAGGCACGCACUAUCACCGACCUUGUUACCGAACAGUACGCCCCGAAAUCUGCUGAGCCUCAGCCCGCCACCGUUACGAGCAACUUCUUUUCGCCACGACCGACCACCACGACAUCCACGACUACAAUCACGACCACCACAAAACUACCGCUGAACGACACAACGAACACAUCAACUGUAAAACCAGCCAGGAAGAAGCGCGCUACUUCCAAACCUAGCUCCGAAAAUGGCGAGAAGAAAAAGAAACCCCGGGCGAAGUCUUCAAAGGCAGCAGCUAAACCUGCUAAGCCAAAACUAGUGAUGGAGAAGCUGCUGAGCCCAUCAUCAGCGGCGUUGAAGAUGAGCAAGCAAGAUAUUCUUUUCGGCACAUCCAGUCAACUGGCACUAGAAGAAUCGCCGACCAUUGUGCGUCAGAUUCAGCAGGCGAUGAUCGAGUCGGAGCAAGAUGCCGAAUUGCUUCACCACUUCGGCGACGGUGCUCCUUCAGCCGUCAGACUUUGGCCGCGGCUGACAAGAAUAGAUGGGAAGCGGGGAUUGUGGAAUGCAAGCUCGAGAGAUGAAGUUGGCGACCUUCUUGAGAACCAGAACGACGUGUAUCUUCCCGAGCCUGACCGUACUCAGGAUAUACCGCUGCUGCUAGAUGGCUCUCUCGACGAUGCUAGCAGUCCAUUCGUCAACAUCGAUGACCUUCCCCCUCCGCCACCACCGGAUGCCCCUGACGCUCCUGUAAUUCAGCUCUCAUCGGACUUGCCCACUCCCCCUGAGACUGUCCCUGAUGAGCCCAUUGCUGCUGAUGUUUAUGCUGAUGAAGCACUCCAUGAUAGUUCCUUUGCACAUAUUGACGAUUUCUUCCAAGAACCCCCACCAUCCAAUCAAAACGUUCAAUCGAGCUUCGCACACAUCGACGACUUUUCUCCGCCCGCGUCAUACGUCAACCACUCGCCGCCGCGAACCUUAUCAGCUUCUCUCCGAAACAGCUCUCCCAAGAGGCGCCCCGGUCGUCCUACGAAACACGUGUCUGCCAUCCCACGCACCUCGGCAUCCACAUCGGCCGAAGUCAUUCAUAAGCCGUUACCGAGGCCCGCUCCAUCAUCAAUGGCCGCACCAACUACGCCCAGCAGACCAAAUCGCUUCCUCCACAUCGAGGAAAUCCUCGACUCAGAAGACGACGAAGCGCUCUCGCCCACCCCACCACGUACUCGUCGUCUCGUAGACUCGCCUCCCCUCCCGUUAUUCUCUCUACCCUCCGCCGCUAGACCCACCAAAGCAUCUGCAUCCCCAAUACCAAAAGCCAAGUCGAAAGCCCAGACCAGAAGCGUAACGGACAAAGCUGCUGCUGAGCCCUCAACGCCCGUCCACCGCAUCCCCGCCACGCACCUCACCUUCGAAGCCGUCAAACCAACCCUGUUUCCAGCCAUCACAGCUCUCAUCCGCGCUUUACCACCCACCACCGACCCUACUCGCCCGUCUUGGCACGAGAAGAUACUCAUGUACGAUCCUCUUCCGCUUGAGGAAUUCACCACUUUCCUCAACACACAUCAACGAUGUCGGACAUACAAGAAGGCCACUAUCAAACAGGUCAAAGCCUGGGAAAAGCUUCUGAAAAGCAAGGGCGAGAACGUCGAUUCCCCGGACAUUGAUGUGGAGGAUGAGCACAUGGUCAAGGCAGUGGAAAAAGAGUUGGAGUCUUGGAUGGUACAGAAGUGGUGUGAGGAGAGCAGUGUUUGCUGUUUUUCUACUAAGGAGAAGGGGAAGAACUCAGGUGGUGCUAGACGUGGGCUGUAUUGAUCUUCUUAGGUGGUAAUUUCAAUUAUAUAUUAGGGUAACCUGAGACAUUUACAUCGCGUAGACUCUUGCUCGAGAUGCUGUGGCUUUGUUGAUUCGUUUGGUGUGAGAGUUGUAAGAAUUGUUAUCGUCCACUCCUGUGUUCCUCUGGCUCUUCGUUUCCGACAUCCGAUACACUGCUUUGCCCCCUCCACAUGUCUCUGCGUUGUAGCUGCGCAUGAUCGCGAGCGGACAUCUCUCUAGUUCUUUGUUUCUUUCUGCUUUCCUUCGCUUCCAGGUCUUCAUUGCUGUUAUAUCCUGAUUUACAUAUCAUCGU
Molecule: messenger RNA, 3847 nt
Organism: Periconia digitata
Lineage: Eukaryota; Fungi; Ascomycota; Dothideomycetes; Pleosporales; Periconiaceae
Source: the annotation of a GenBank genome assembly